Molecule: messenger RNA, 1515 nt
Organism: Schistosoma rodhaini
Lineage: Eukaryota; Metazoa; Platyhelminthes; Trematoda; Strigeidida; Schistosomatidae
Source: the annotation of a GenBank genome assembly
CUACAAGUUGCUAUAAAAGCAACACCAUUAUCCGCUGAAGAUAUUAGACGCUACACUCAAGAAGAUGGCGAGCUGAAACGGAUUAUAAGUUACCUUGAACAUGGUUGGUCUUCUCAUAUAGACAACAAAAAUAUUGAACAGUAUGCUCACCGACGAAAUUCUUUAUCGCUUGUGGACGGGUGCCUAAUGUUUGGAAAUCGAGUUAUUGUACCCACAAGCCUACGCCGGAAGGUGAUGUUAGAACUGCACGCUGCACACCCAGGGGUAGCGCGGAUGAAAGCACUUGCACGCGGUUAUGUAUAUUGGCCGAAUAUUGAUGCGCAGAUUGAAGAAUAUGUUGCGAAAUGUUCAGCAUGUGCAAAAGCCAUGAAAGCCCCUCGCAAGACCGAAGUGCAGAGUUGGGGAACACCAUCAAAUCCGUGGUCAAGAGUUCAUGUAGAUUUUGCUGGUCCUAUAAACGGUAAACAGUUCUUGAUAAUCAUUGAUGCUUUCUCUAAGUGGCCAGAAGUCCACUAUAUGAAAUAUGUCUCAACACAAGCUACAGUGAAGAAACUGAGGCAAGUAUUCAGUUGUUUUGGGUGUCCAGAUAUAUUGGUGUCAGACAAUGGACCACAGUUUACAUCUGCUGAAUUUUCGAGGUUCUGCAUUGCCAAUGCCAUUAGGCAUAUCAAGACACCCCCAUACCAUCCACAGUCUAACGGCUUAGUCGAAAGGUUCGUGGACACUUUUAAAAGAGCAUUGCUUAAAGCCGAAGGGGAAGGAGAAAUAGAAGAUAUAAUUCAACGAUUUUUACUAAGCUACCGCGCAACUCCCAACCCAGCAACAAAUAAUCAAGAAAGCCCGGCAGAAGUAAUUUUUGGAAGAAAGAUUAGAAUACCUAUGGAACAAAUGAAGCCAAAACCUGAAAUCAUUCAAUGCAAGAAUAAACGAAUGGAACUGCAAUUUAACAAAAGGCAUGGUGCCUUACCCAGAAGGUUUAAUGUAGGACAAGCAGUAAUGGCAAGAGAUUUCCAGGGAGUAAAGCCAACCUGGAAAUUUGGCAUCAUAGUCCGAAGAAAAGGGAAAGUUAUUUAUGAAGUGAAAGUUGGACAGAAGAUUUGGGUACGACAUGCAAACCAGAUACAGCCGACCAGACAGGAGUGGGAGAUAGAAAGUGAUAGAAAGCAUGAUAUACCAUUAAAUAUAUUAACCGAGUCGGAUAAUGAAAUUAAAAAGGACCCGAAUAAAAAGAAGACGUGUACAACACUCCCAAGGCGGUCGCAGCGCAUCAGGCGGGAACCUAAUCGUAUAAAAAUAAAUCCCAAGGAUCGCUAUUAUCCAUGAUGCUUCAAAAAAGGGGGAGGUGUUAUAUACUAGGAAAAAGUAAGUACUGAUAACUUACGGGACCUCUUAUUAGACUAUUAAUCCAUUUAUAUUCCUAUUGGAUAGUUGUUAAAUAAGUGACCUAAUCGUUUCCGUGUUCCUCUUAUCAUAACCUUUAUUUUGACCUUGGAACUAUUAUUAUUGAUUACUUCC